Messenger RNA from Closterium sp. Naga37s-1, 2993 nucleotides. The record is from the annotation of a GenBank genome assembly. NCBI's taxonomy places the organism in Eukaryota, Viridiplantae, Streptophyta, Zygnematophyceae, Desmidiales, Closteriaceae.
GAGAAGCUGAAGCGGCGGCUGCAGGCGCGGCUGGAGAUGGCACGAUUCCUGCAGGGCACGGUGGGCGAGAUGGCCAAGGAGGUGAAGAGCCGCCGGUCGGGCGAGGUCAAGCGCACGGCGGAGGAGCUGCAGAAGUUCAUGAAGAAGGUGAACACGGGAGGGCGCGUGACGAAUGAGGAGAUUGUGGCGUUUGCGUCGCUCUUCAAUGAUGAGCUCACACUCGAUAACAUGUCCAGGCCUCGUCUGGUUAGCAUGUGCAAGUACAUGGGUCUGCAGACUUUCGGCACAGACGCCUAUCUGCGCUACAUCCUGCGCGCCAAGCUUGCCUGGAUCAAGGAGGACGACAAGAUGAUUCAGAGUGAGGGCGUGGAGUCUCUGUCAGAAGGGGAGCUGAGGGCAGCGUGCAGGGAGAGGGGCAUGCUGGGGCUGCGCUCUGUGGACGACAUGAGGAAGCAGCUGCGGGACUGGUUGGACCUGGCUCUCAACCGCUCCGUGCCUUCCUCCCUUCUCAUCCUCUCAAGGGCGUUCCUGGUGGGCAGCAAGCGGCCGGAGGAGGCAGUGCAGGCGACGCUCUCGUCGCUGCCAGCGGAGGUGGUGCGGUCUGUGGGCGCCACCGUGCCCAGCGACGACGAGGCAGAGACGUCUGCACGCCUGCUCAAGCUCAAGCUCAUCAAGGAGCAGGAGCGGCUCAUUGAGGAGGAGGCACAGGAGGCAGCACGGCUGCAGCUAGCAGGAGGGCGAGACCUUGCCAGAGAGGAGAUGCGCGAGGCGCUUCCCACCCCAGCAGCCGCCACCACCACCACUACCACCGCUGCUGCUGCAGCAGCGCCCGCUGCUGGCAUGGCGGGAGAAGGAGCAGGGGCAGCGGCAGUGGAACGGGCUGCGGUGGAGGGCGAGGAGGCGCGGGCGCUGGCAGAGCGCAAAGCCCUGGCGAAGAAGGACCAGCUGUGCGACCUCAGUGCUGCUCUCGCUGUGCUCGCCUCCAGCUCCUCGGUUGCAAAGGAGCGAGCUGACUUCCUGCGCCUAGUGAACAAGGAGAUCGAGCUGUACAACAGCAUGGUGCAGCAGCACGGCACAGAGGGCGCGGAGGAGCUGCGGGUGGCGUAUGCCGCAGCGAGGGAGGCGAGUGAGAAGGAGGCAAGCGAGGCUGCUGCUUCUGAUGUGUCUGACGCACUCAUUUCCAAGGUGGACUCAAUGCUGCACAAGCUUGAGAAGGAGUUGGACAGUGCAGACGCCAAGAUAGGCAAGCGACUCAAGACACUUGACACUGACUAUGACGGCAAGGUGAGCCCAGAGGAGGUGGGGGCGGCAGCAGCGCUACUGAGGGACAGCCUGGGGCAGGAGGGGCUGGAGGAGCUCAUCAGCAACCUCGCCAAGGACGCAGAUGGGAAGAUCUUAGUGGAGGAUAUUGUGAAGCUUGGAGCACAUGCGCAGGCGUCCAUGGAUAGAGAUGAUGACGUGGACAGUGAAGUGCAGGGAGGCAUCAAGGGCAGCACUGUCGGCAGCAGUGGCAGUGGUUCGCCUGCCAUGGCUGCCGUCACCUCAUCCUCCAUCAGCACCCGUGCCGCGUCGACUGUCAUUUCGACCGCCCAAGCGUCGGAUCGCAAAGAUCGCCAAGCGGCUGCGCGAGCCUGUCUAGCAGCUGGUCGGAGCUUCGCUGGCCGCGAGCUCUCUCGGCGCUACUCCCCGCUGACCUGCAAGCCCGCGCAACGGCCGUUCAGAAUGCGCGUGAGCGCAGCGUCGGCGGAAGCGGAGGCGGCAGCAGCGGAGGCGGGGAAGUUCAUUCCCGCCGCGCCCAUCCUGCUGCCCGAGGGGCCCUGGAAAGAGGUGGAGGGGGGGGUGGUGGCGGCUAAGGGCUUCAAGGCGUACGGCAAGUACGCGGCGCUGAGAGCAGCGGGGCAGAAGCCAGACCUUUCUCUCGUGCUCGCGGACAGUGACGCCACCGUUGCAGCGGCGUUCACCCAGAACGUGGUGGCGGCAGCGCCAGUGCUCUACUGCAAGAAGGCGCUGCAGGCGACCAGCACGGCUCGAGCAGUGAUAGCUAAUGCAGGGCAGGCGAACGCAGCAACGGGAGAUGCUGGCUACGCGGAUACCGUCGAGUGCGCUGAGUCCCUGGCCAAGCUGCUGGGUGUGUCAGCAGAGUCAGUGCUGGUGCAGUCAACAGGGGUCAUCGGGCAGCGCAUCAAGAAGGCUCCUCUUAUCGACGCUCUCCCCUCUCUGGUUGAAUCUGCAUCGUCCACUCCUGAAGCUGGGCUGGCAGCAGCAGUGGCCAUCACCACCACGGACCUGGUCAGCAAGAGCGUUGCCAUAGAGACACAGAUCGGGUCUACCACGGUGCGGCUGGGAGGCAUGGCCAAGGGGUCAGGCAUGAUUCACCCCAACAUGGCCACCAUGCUCGGGGUGGUGACAUGCGAUGCAGCAGUGGCGCCGGACCUGUGGAAGCACGUGGUGCUCACCGCCGUGCAGCGCAGCUUCAACCAGAUCACCGUGGAUGGGGACACAAGCACCAAUGACUGUGUGAUCGCGCUGGCAAGCGGCAAGGCAGGGGGCGCUGUGAUUGCAGACAGUGCAUCAGAGGAGGGCAGGCAGCUGCAGGCCGCCAUGGACGCGGUGUGUCAAGGGUUGGCCAAGGCCAUCGCAUGGGAUGGGGAGGGCGCCACUUGCCUCAUUGAGGUGCAUGUGGCAGGAGCAACGACAGAGGCUGAUGCAGCUGUGGUUGCACGCUCUGUCGCUGCAUCAUCCCUUGCUAAGGCGGCAGUGUAUGGGCGCGAUCCCAACUGGGGGCGCAUAGCGUGUGCAGCGGGGUACGCAGGAGUGCCCUUUGAACCCACGGCUCUGCGCAUUGCUCUCGGUGACAUUCUCCUCAUGGACAAGGGACAGCCGCUGCCAUUCGACAGGAAGGCAGCGAGUGAGUAUCUGAGGGGCAAGGGCGAGGUGCACGGCACAGUGAUCAUCGAUAUCUCGAUUGGGGAUGGUCCGGGGGACAGCAAGGC